CGCGUCCCGUGCGGCCGCCAUGUUGUUGUGGCAGUGAGAGGCGGCGGAGGAGGCGACCCCGGCCCAGGCAGGAGGCCGCGCCCCGGGACGGGGGGUGUGGAGGGGGGGGGGCUCCGCGCCAUGCCCUGCCCCGCGUCUUGUUCUUUUGAUGGGAUCUGAGCAGAUGUUGUUCUUCUCUGGUGAUGGAGUCUUUAUGAAGGAGUGCUUGUAGAUAACUUCAGGGGAGGAGACUGACAUCUGAUAUCUGCAUUGCUUCAGCCGUUACUGAUCACAGUGGUUCUGGAAGAUGAAAAAAGUGCUUUCUUUCAUAGUACAGGAAAUACUGUGAACUUUGCCAAUGUGAAGUAUCAGAAGAGUAUCGUUUGAAACUUUCUGGGACAAAGAAGACUUUUAUUAUCUAUCAUUCUUUGGUCCAUGUUUCUCUGAUAAUUGUGCCUGAAGUUGAAGGAGUUUUCUGAAAUAGCAAGAUUUUAAUAGUACGUGAAGAAGAGCCUCAAAGUAUUGUGAGUAAAGACGAGGAUUUCUCCUCCUAUCCAGGGCCUGUCAUGGAUGAAGAGACUCAGCACAGCCUUGAAUGCAUCCAAGCUAAUCAGAUUUUUCCCAGGAAGCAGCUGAUCCGAGAGGAUGAGAACCUGCAGGUCCCGUUCAUUGAACUUCAUGGUGAGAGUACAGAGUAUGUAGGACGAGCAGAGGAUGCCAUCAUUGCCCUUUCUAAUUACAGGCUUCACAUCAAAUUCAAGGAGUCUGUUGUGAAUGUUCCACUGCAGCUUAUAGAAAGUGUUGAGUGCCGUGAUAUAUUUCAACUUCACUUGACUUGCAAAGACUGCAAGGUUAUAAGGUGUCAGUUUUCUACUUUUGAGCAGUGUCAAGACUGGCUUAAGCGACUGAACAAUGCCAUCCGCCCUCCUUCGAAGAUAGAAGACCUCUUCUCAUUCGCCUAUCAUGCUUGGUGUAUGGAGGUAUAUGCUAGUGAAAAGGAACAGCAUGGGGAUUUGUGUCGGCCAGGAGAACAUGUAACUUCAAGGUUUAAAAAUGAAGUGGAGCGGAUGGGUUUUGAUAUGAACAAUGCCUGGAGGAUUUCCAACAUCAAUGAGAAAUACAAGCUGUGUGGUAGUUACCCCCAGGAAAUCAUAGUUCCUGCCUGGAUCACAGAUAAAGAGCUGGAGAGCGUGGCAAGCUUUCGGUCCUGGAAGCGUAUCCCUGCUGUUGUGUACAGACACCAGAGUAAUGGAGCAGUUAUUUCCCGCUGUGGACAGCCCGAGGUCAGUUGGUGGGGCUGGAGGAAUGCAGAUGAUGAACACCUUGUCCAGUCUGUCGCCAAAGCCUGCGCCUCAGAUUCGAGGUCCAACAGUAACAAAUUAAUGAACGGAAAUUGUUCCAGAGAUUUUUCCAAUGGAGGCGACCUCUCUGAUGUGGAAUUUGAUUCAUCAAUCUCUAAUGCUUCGGGAGCGGAGAGUUUGGCAAUACAGCCUCAGAAGCUUUUGAUCUUAGACGCAAGAUCUUACGCAGCAGCUGUGGCAAACAGAGCCAAAGGCGGAGGCUGUGAGUGCCCAGAAUAUUACCCAAACUGUGAAGUAGUGUUCAUGGGAAUGGCAAACAUUCAUUCUAUCCGGAAGAGCUUUCAGUCACUGCGUUUGCUCUGCACACAAAUGCCAGAUCCAGGAAAUUGGUUAUCAGCUCUGGAAAGUACCAAAUGGCUGCAGCACUUAUCUGUGCUUCUGAAAUCUGCGCUACUCGUAGUUCAUGCUGUGGACCGAGACCAGCGACCAGUCCUGGUUCACUGCUCAGAUGGCUGGGACCGAACCCCCCAGAUCGUGGCGCUGGCCAAACUGCUGCUAGAUCCGUAUUACAGGACCACAGAGGGUUUCCAGGUGCUAGUGGAGACGGAGUGGCUGGAUUUUGGCCACAAGUUUGCAGAUCGCUGUGGCCAUGGUGAGAAUUCGGAUGACCUAAAUGAGCGCUGCCCAGUGUUUUUACAGUGGCUGGACUGCGUCCAUCAGCUCCAGAGGCAGUUCCCUUGCUCUUUCGAGUUUAACGAAGCAUUCCUUGUCAAAUUGGUGCAGCACACCUACUCUUGCCUCUUUGGUACAUUCCUGUGCAACAAUGCGAAAGAGAGAGGAGAAAAACACACUCAGGAACGGACCUGUUCUGUCUGGUCUUUGCUGCGGGCAGCAAACAAAGCCUUCAAAAACCUGCUCUACUCCUCCCAGUCCGAAUCUGUGCUGUAUCCAGUGUGCCAUGUGCGUAAUUUAAUGCUCUGGAGUGCUGUUUACCUGCCAUGCUCUUCCCCCUCUACGCCUGCUGAUGACACCUGUGCCCCAUACCCUGUUCCAGGCUCUAGCCCUGAAGAUCAGCCUCUGGGCAGGUUACCAAAGACAAGAUCAUUUGACAAUCUGACAACAGCCUGUGAUAGCAGCAUGCCUACAACCAAUCGACGUAGCAGUGACCCCAGCCUCAAUGAGAAGUGGCAAGAGCACCGUCGGUCCCUGGAGCUGAGCAGCCUCGGUAACCCUGGGGACGACCCGUUUGAUGGAGACAGCCUGAGUAAACAAGGCAGGGCUCCGGUCGGAGCGGAACUCUCUGUUGCAUCUGGUGUGGCAGAGGGACAGAUGGAGAACAUUUUGCAAGAGGCCACUAAGGACGAUGUUGGUCUGGAGGAGCACUUAAGGGGUAGCCUAGAGACAGCGGGCAGAGGGGAUGAGAUUGCCCUGGAUAAGGAGAAGAGAACUGAAAAUCUACAUGGUUAUGUCAGUGACCUCUGUGAAAAGGCCGAGGCAGAUAAAGGUAUUGCAGUGAACAAUCCAACAUCCAAUCCACAUCCAGUUUCACAAGGUGCUUCUGAGCUUAAAGGACACCAGGAUGAGCAUACUGAUCUCAGUAACGCUAUCCAGAAGUUACCUCAGGUGAAAGGACUACAGACUGCUCCUUUGGAGGGCUUUGUAAAUAGAGAUGUUCAAAAGAAUACGGAGGAAGAAGGUGUUAGCAAACUUGAAGGAGAAGCGGAGAGCCUGGACAAUACAGCGCAGGCCAGCCUUCCAUUACCUCUUACAAUCCCACAUGAGGCAGGGACAUCCAACAUUGAAAGUUCUACAGAAACCUUAACGGAGAAUGAAGUGAAGCAAGAGCUCAUUCCGAAGGGUCCCUGCCACAGACCUCACCUGAUCAACAGCAGUGCUGACGAACUUUCUCGAACUAUUGAAAACAGGCCAGAGGGGGAGAGCAUGCUAGAACUUCAAAAACUGGGAACAAAAGUGCAUAGGACUUCUGGUAGCAGCAACACACACAUCCCGAUGCCUUCCCCUUGUGCCUUGCCUUUAGCUGAAUGUAAAGACGAGAUCGUGUGCAAUGGAGAGCUGGAGCCUGAGAACAAGAUGACAGAGAAGCCUGCGGGAUUUAAUAUCACCCAGAAAUACCACGUGACAAACGGACACUGUGUGAACGGAGAGGACGGUCGGAUCAAAGCGUCUCUGAGUCGGCAGGUCUCGGCAGCUAGCUGUAGUUCCGCCCAGUUUCAUCUGAGGAACUUGCACCAGAAAUGGAUGCUUAGUCAUCUUGGUAAGCAGCAGGCAGCCAGCAGCCCAGACCAACCUGCCAGAAGUCACCUGGACGAUGACGGGAUGCCUGUCUACACUGACGUCAUCCAGCAGCGCCUGCGCCAGAUAGAAACUGGCCAUCAGCAAGAAGUGGAGACGUUGAAGAAGCAAGUGCAAGAGUUGAAGAGCCGGUUGGAGAGCCAAUUCCUGAAUAGCUCCUUACGUCUCAAUGGUGAUUAUGGAGAUGAAGUGACUUCUAUACCCGACUCGGAAAGCAAUCUGGAUCAGAACUGCUUGUCUCGCUGCAGCACAGAGAUUUUCUCUGAAGCCAGCUGGGAACAGGUGGAUAAACAGGACACAGAGGUGACACGAUGGCUCCCGGACCACCUCGCUGCGCACUGCUACGGCUGUGACAGUACGUUCUGGCUUGCCAGUAGGAAGCACCACUGCAGGAAUUGUGGAAACGUGUUCUGCUCCAGCUGCUGUAACCAGAAGGUGCCCGUUCCCAGUCAGCAGCUCUUUGAACCCAGCCGAGUCUGCAAAUCGUGCUACAGCAGCUUGCACCCCAGCAGUUCCAGCCUCGAUCUCGAACUGGAUAAACCCAUCACUGCCACGUCAAAUUAAAGCUCCAGCCUCGAAGCGGCGGGGGAGCAGCCGGGCCGACUCUUCCCCGACAGACGCGCAGAUUCUCGGUGGGCCGAGGCUGGGAGGCUGCGGGGGCCGUGCGCUUUGGAGGUUGGGGUGUGGAACACUGCUCGGCGGGACAGGCCUGGAGGACACCGCUGGACCGUGGGAUUCUCCUUCUCCAGCCCUUCCCCUUUCCUUUCUGUCCGAUCUGUGUGUAUGUGUCUGUGUGUGUGCGCGCGCGUGUGUGCGUAUAUAUAUAUAUAAUAAUAUAUACAUGUUUGUUUGUUUGCUGGAAGGUCGUGGAAGUGGGAAGGGAGCUGGCACCAAACCAGAUUUCCCUUUUGUGUUUAACUGUCCCACCGCUGAACUGUCGCAAACAGACGCUUUUGUGGAGGAAAGAAGAGGGGAAUCAGUCCCGCCAGUGUGCAAAGCGUGAACACCCGUAGCGUCAGCGCUAGUGCUUUCAAUCACUCCUGUUCCUUCCAAACAAGAAACUGCUGUUUGGGAACCUGUUGCUGCUAGAAGAAACGGGAACCUCUUUCCCAAGAGAGCACUCUCCCUCUCUGUUCUCAGAGUGGGCUUAGUUACCCUCGCCGCGUGGAGGGGGAGGGCGGGUCCCGCAUUGCCACCCGCAGUCGGUGCGUGGUGCUGCCGUCGGCCCCGCCGGCUGAGGAGAGCGCGCGCUUGUUUGCCAGAGGCAAGGAGGGCAUCGAGCAGGCUGCGGGCUGAGGCGGGUCUUACGCUGGCGCCUCUCCCCGAAGCUCUGUAAACGUAACUUAAAACCCAGUGGGAAAGUAGAAGACCUUCAACUUUUCUCCUUGCCCCCCCCCCCCCGCCUGUAGGAUGGUUUACUCGAUGCGAAGCUACUUUUGGAGCGGUGCACUCGUCAUGGUUCCUACAGACAGGCCGUUGUGCUGUUGUUCAGACUCGCACUUUAAUGGGACUGUCCAAACCAGCGGAAGAACAACUGUGAUACGCGGGUGUUUUCGCUGGGCUCGGUCCAUGAGGAGUGCACUGGUGCCUGUAACACUCGUGGGAUGUCUCCUCCUUUUUCGGUCUGUAUUCAGAAUACUCCAGAUAGGAAAAAUCCUGAGGAUUUUGUAAAGACCUGAAAUACAUCCUGGAUUCCCCUUCUUCCUUCUGUCCCAAUCCGAGUCGCUUUUAAAGUCACCUCAUUAAAGUGUGAAGCUAUUGAAUAUAUGUUUUUAAAUGAGUGUUAGGUACUCAUCCCCUUCUCCUUUUGAUAGAGCCUGCUUAGUGCAGUUUGGCAAGGAAGAAACGUAGAUCCUGCUUCGCAGCGUAUUACCCAGAGGAGGUUCCAACUUCUCUUGUGAUAUUCUCAACAAUCCUGCUGGAGCCUUUGAGAGUUCUAGCUCCAAAGGCUCGAAAUCUAAGAGGCCUUGGGAAAGGAGUGCUUCCCUUCCCUGGAAUGUCGGAAUUGCAUAAUCCAAAGCGAGUAUCACACAGAGAAAACCAGCUCAGAAUAUUUGUUGGGUCUGAUGGGGAAAUGUCAAGGUGUUUUAUUUUUGACUUUGAACUUCCCCCACCCUUUGCAAGGAUCGUCACACUGCUGCGGCGUAAGCUGGAGAUUCACAAGACAAAAAUGAAUGUGCAGGAGGCUGGUUGAGCAUAGCAGCCUGUGUCCUCACGGGAGGGGGCAUCUCGGGAUCUCCCCUUGGAUGGGUGUUGAAACGUUUCUCCAAACCAUCGGGAGGGAAGAGCAAAG
This is a messenger RNA of Tyto alba (common barn owl), 5886 nucleotides long. It is a transcript of the gene MTMR3, whose product is annotated as myotubularin related protein 3. Gene Ontology annotation, molecular function: phosphatidylinositol-3,5-bisphosphate 3-phosphatase activity; protein phosphatase binding; metal ion binding. The record is from RefSeq and is a predicted model, not a curated record. Bases 546 to 4157 code for a protein of 1203 amino acids. The transcript is spliced from 23 exons. NCBI's taxonomy places the organism in Eukaryota, Metazoa, Chordata, Aves, Strigiformes, Tytonidae. Gene Ontology annotation, biological process: dephosphorylation; regulation of autophagy.